Molecule: messenger RNA, 1395 nt
Organism: Epinephelus lanceolatus (giant grouper)
Lineage: Eukaryota; Metazoa; Chordata; Actinopteri; Perciformes; Serranidae
Product: bMERB domain-containing protein 1
Source: RefSeq, a predicted model, not a curated record
GCACGGACUCCAGCACCGCUUAUUAACCUCCGGGCUGCACAAAUACUGUCUUUAUUUUCCUCUGCGCAGAGUGUGUGAGGAGAGGAGUGUGUCUGAACAACAUGGAAAAGGAGAGAAGACCCUCUAAACAGUACGGCUCUCUGGAGAAGACGCAGGUGGAUGAAGCGACGGAGAAAUCAACAGAGGAUGUCGUUUCCAUGGCUGACUCCACAAUUACGAUCGAGGAUAUCGAAGGAGAGCUGUGCAAAAUCGAGCGCAUAAGAGACAUCCUCGUACGGAGAGAAUCAGAGCUGAGAUACAUGAUGGAUGACAUCCAGCUCUGCAGAGAAAUCACAAGGCUGAAGACUGAGCUGCAGAAACUCGUCUCGAUUCCAGACAACGACAAGUCCAAGGAGGACAGAGAGAGAGAAGAGGAGCUGCUGCAGCAGAUCAACAAGCUGGUGGAGACCAGAGACUUCCUCGUGGACGAUGUGGAGUUUGAAAGACUGAGGGAAAGAGAGGAGGACAGAGAAAUGGCCGCCUUCUUACAGUCCAAAUUUCCCAAGACACUGGCUGCGAAAGGCACGUUGCAGGAUCAGAGGGUGGCGUCCAAAUCUCAGCAGACAUCGGCGCCGUUCAUCACAAAAACUGGAAUCACGCUGCUGAAGGACUGCUGCGGCUUCACCUGCUCCAUCAUGUAACACUGACCAGGACACUGUGUGUGUGUGUGUGUGUGUGUGUGUGUGUGUGUGUGUGUGUGUGUGUGCCCUUCUCAGAAAGAUUACCUGCAUUAAUCUUCAUCAUGCCCGUUUGCAUAUAAUGUAAGAGACGUGUAUUAUAACAUAUUAUGUGAUUUGCUGUGAGAUGCUGUGGUUCGAUGUCGUGCAGAGAGGAAGCUGACCGCCUUAUAGUUAUACUAAUAAUGCUUUCUGUCCAAUUAGGGUCAUUAGAUAUUAUUACAACUGCUCCGACUUUGUAUUUGUGAUGUAAGUAUCUGUGAGGGAAGAAACUACACCUGCUGUAGAGUUGUAGCGACGUAUUAUAAUAACAUUGUUCAGACUGCAGCUUUUUUUUUUUUUUUCAUCUUCUUUCAUCUUUCAGUUAAUGUUUGGUCCAUAAAAGGUCCAGUUAGCAGCAGCAGUGUAUUGAGUUAAUAUAAGAUUACAGUUUUAUAAAUAAAACGAAAAUGCAGAACCCUGUACUUGAACAGAGCUGAACAAAUGUGAUGCAGAUUUAUGCAGAAAGUUUUUAUACUGCAAUGAAAUAUUGUUCAUUUGCUACUCAGUGACAACUUAAACCAAAGUCUUUGUCUGAUCUGAGUGUAGUUAGUGUUUUAAUGAUAGGCCUUUCAGUCAGUGUUUUAUUAAAAGAUUUUCACAUACACUCACUGGCCACUUUAUUAGGUACACCUGUUCA